Chroicocephalus ridibundus (black-headed gull) is the source of this 7855-nucleotide messenger RNA. Its product is annotated as ras and Rab interactor 3-like. NCBI's taxonomy places the organism in Eukaryota, Metazoa, Chordata, Aves, Charadriiformes, Laridae. Gene Ontology annotation, biological process: intracellular calcium ion homeostasis; sensory perception of smell; signal transduction. The record is from RefSeq and is a predicted model, not a curated record. Bases 201 to 4886 code for a protein of 1561 amino acids. Gene Ontology annotation, cellular component: plasma membrane. Gene Ontology annotation, molecular function: calcium channel activity; calcium, potassium:sodium antiporter activity. The transcript has 26 exons.
CGCCCCCGGUCUGCCGCCGCCGUCUUCCCCGCGCCCCCGCCCGCCUCCACCUGCCCCUCUGCUCCGCCGCCGCCGACCUGAGGCUCUGGGCAUCGGCUUCUCUCCGCGCUGCAGCCCGCCCGGCAUGGAGCCGUCUGCGGGAAGCCGCCGGGAGUGAUCCCGUCUUUCCCACCGACCCCUCGGCGCCCGCGCUCGCUCCGAUGGAGCCGGACGAGACGCCGCUCGCUCCCCCGAAGACCAUGCUGCUGAUGCUGAGGAAAGUUCGCAAGAGGCGGGAGAUGCUGCUGCAGCAGCUGGGCUUCAUCUGCGCCAUCCUCUUCUUCGUCUGGUGCAUGUCCAGCCUGCUCUCCAGACUGGGCCAAGAAUCAACUGUUGGAGACAGACGCGUUUUGUCAGAAAUAUGGAGGAAUAGAAGGUUGAUGGCAUCACCUAAUGGGACACAUGAAGAAAAGAAUUGUACAGAUCCAGCCAUUAAUGAAUUUCCUGAAGAUAUAUUUACAAAUAAAGAACGGCAGCAAGGAGGAGUUCUGCUUCAUAUCAUUGCUGCUCUUUAUAUGUUCUAUGCUUUGGCUAUAGUAUGUGAUGACUUCUUUGUUCCAUCCUUAGAGAAAAUUUGUGAGAAACUACAUUUGAGUGAAGAUGUUGCUGGAGCCACAUUCAUGGCAGCAGGGAGCUCCACUCCAGAACUGUUUGCAUCUGUUAUAGGUGUAUUUAUCACUCAUGGAGAUGUAGGAGUAGGGACCAUUGUCGGUUCAGCAGUUUUCAACAUCCUCUGCAUUGUUGGUGUCUGUGGAAUAUUUGCAGGACAGGUGGUUUGUCUCACCCAAUGGGCUGUCUUCCGGGACUCUGUGUACUACACAAUAUCUGUCAUCAUACUUAUUGUUUUUAUAUAUGAUGAGAAAAUAGAGUGGUGGGAAAGCCUUGUACUCAUCAUUAUGUAUUCAUUCUACAUACUUAUCAUGAAGUACAAUGUGAGGAUGCAAAAUUUCUUCAGCCUUAAAAGCAAGAAUGUAGGAAAUGGUGACACAGUCAACAAUGAGCUGGAAGAUGGUAAUAAAUGUUAUACCUCUAGUUGUGAUGACCCGUCCAUUCCAUUACUAUGGAAAGUGAAGGGGAUGCAGCAGUAUGGCAGAAACAGUGUUGUGAUGGUGGAUGAGAUCAUCUGCUCCAGUCCCCCCAAAUACCGGUUUCCUGAAGCUGGAUUACGGAUUAUGAUUACAAAUAGGUUUGGACCACGCACCAGAAUGCGGAUGGCAAGCCGACUCAUCAUUAAUGAGCGUCAGCGGUUAAUCCAGUCUGCCAAUGGCUCGAGCAAGCCACUUCAGAAUGGGAGACAUGAAAAUAUUGAAAACGGGAACAUCCCUGCGGUGAACCAAGAGGAGGAAAACGAACAGGACAAUCUAUCUCCCUUUUCAUUGCCAGAUGGAAAAAUGAACAAAGUUAAAUGGCUUUUGACGUGGCCGUUGAUAUUUGUGCUCUUUUGCACCAUUCCAAACUGCAGCAAACCACGCUGGGAGAGGUUUUUUAUGCUGACAUUCAUCUUAUCCACUCUCUGGAUUGCCUUGUUCUCCUACUUCAUGGUGUGGAUGGUGACUGUGAUUGGAUACACCCUUGGGAUACCGGACGUGAUCAUGGGCAUUACUUUCCUAGCUGCAGGAACCAGCGUCCCAGACUGCAUGGCCAGCUUAAUAGUGGCAAGACAAGGCCUCGGUGACAUGGCAGUAUCCAACACGAUAGGGAGCAAUGUCUUUGACAUUCUCGUGGGCCUUGGCGUUCCAUGGGGUUUACAGACCAUGGCGAUUGAUUCUGGAUCAACUGUUAAGAUAAACAGCAAAGGACUGGUCUAUUCAGUUGCACUUUUGCUAGGAUCAGUGGCACUUACUGUGUUUGGAAUCCAUGUAAAUAAGUGGAAACUUGACAGGAAAUUAGGCAUCUACGUGUUGUUUCUUUAUGCUGUUUUCCUGUGUUUCUCUAUAUUGAUAGAGUUUAAUGUCUUCACCUUUGUCAACUUCCCUAUGUGCCGAGAAGAACUCCCAGCUGGAGAUACCAGCGAAGAGGGAGAAGAGACACAUCUCUGUCAGGCCACUGCCCUGCAAAACUGCCUCCCGCUUCCAGGGAUCAGCAUCCUGGAUAAACUCAUCAAGACCUGUCCCGUCUGGCUUCAGCUGAACAUGAAUCAGGAAAGGGCUGAGGCAAUACUUGGCAAAGAAACAGCAGGGAUAUUCUUGGUUAGGAAAGAGGCUAAUGUGAACAACAUGGUCCUUGCAGUCCGCCUGCCAAUGCAGAACGAGGCACCUGGUGUGCUGGAGUACAAUAUUAAAGAAGAAAAAUCAAUCCUAUACCUGGAAGGAUCCAUCCUUGUAUUUGAGGAUGUCUUCAAACUGGUUGCCUUCUACUGCGUCAGUAGGGAUUUGCUGCCCUUCACCCUGAAGCUGCCACAAGCAAUAUUAGAAGCCAAAAACUUUCAAGACCUUGAAAUUAUCUCUAGUCUGGGGAUAGAUUUCUGGGAUUCCUCCUUAAACCACAGAAGAGGAGGUGCGGAGUUAUCCCACCCUGCAAAAGACUGUGCUUUCAGCACUGCCCAGGGAGACAGUUUAAGAUCUACCCAGUGUUUUGCAAGUAGCACAAACCACUGCUCAUGUGAAAUUGAGCUGUCAAUAGGAAAUGACAGGCUGUGGUUCGUGAAUCCUAUUUUUAUAGAAGAGUGCAGUAAUCCUUUUCCUCUAGACAUACCUCCUCCUAAAAGCCAUGCUGUGAGCACCGAUCUCCCCCCUGCCACCAUGCUCGCUGAAAGGAGGUCUCCCCGCCGGCCCCCUCCACCUCCACCUUCUCACGCCCUCGUCCAGAAAUCUUCUCUGAAGCUCCUGCAGGAUCCCCUGACUGCCUGUGAAGAAAAUGAGCUGCUUCUUCAGCCACUAGGAAAGAGCAUCAGGGAAAUGAAAAUUGAAGGCGGUGACAAUAAAGAAGAAGAAGGGAAGCAGAGCUGCUCAGGCAACGAGCCCUCGGCAGUGAGCACCAAGAAGGGCUCCCAGCCCUCUGUUCCCCCGCGGAGGCGGCUGUGUGAGAGGACCUUGGUGGAGAGCCGUGUGGGUAAGCUUGGAAGUUGUGAAACACUGAAAGGGGAACGGACAGAAGAAAAACAAGACACAAGUACAGAGAGCAGAGAUAAAGGGUUGCUGUGCACAAACGCUGUAGAAAUGCCUGGGGAGGUUCCCGAAAGGGCUGUAUCGUGGUUUCAGGAGGCAAAGCCCGAACCUGUAGAGAAGAAGGAGGACAUGCCUGAGAUACAAAGCAAUGCCAUUAAGAAAGGAAAGUCACCUCCUGUCCCACCACCAAGAAGGAAGAGGCUUUCCCAGGUACCGAGGAUCCACAGCUCAAAGCCAACAACAGUGGCAGAGACAGCCACGGCCACGGCUUUGUGCAAGAGCAGCUCAGCUACAGUGGUAGGUGGUGCCACUUGCACACAUACCAAGACUGAACAAGGACACGGCCACAAAUCUGUCACCUCAGCUGAACUGAAAGGUUCACGCUCCUCCCUGGAGGGCCCAGGAAGCAGCGCCGUGGCUCAGGCAUCAGCGUCCGAGCCAGACUCCUACUCCACCAGCAGCACAGAGGAUGACCUGGAGAUGCUGAGUAGUUCGUCCGGUAAAAAGACACGCUCCAUGAUCUUGGAUAAGGCCAAGAACAGGCUGUCCUUUGUGAGCCUGUCCAAUGUCUUCACAGUCUUUUUGUCUAGUGACAGGAAGCUGCAGAAGAAGAUAGUGGAGCUGGCACAGGACAAGGAUUCAUACUUUGGCAACCUGGUGCGGGACUACAGAGUGUACAGUUUAGAGAUGAUGGCAAAGCAGAGCUCCAGCACAGAGAUGCUACAAGAAAUCCGGAUGAUGAUGACGCAGCUGAAGAGUUACUUAGUGCAGAGCACCGAGUUGAAAUCUCUGAUAGACCCAGCCUCCUACACCGAGGAACAGUUAGAAGUGAUUGCUGAGACGGCUUUGUACAAAUGUGUCCUGAAACCUUUAAAAGAAGCCAUUGAUUCUUACUUAAAAGAAAUCCACAACGAAGACGGAUCUUUACAGCAGCUAAAAGAGAACCAACUUGUGAUACAAAACACAACUACCACUGACCUGGGCGUCACGACCAGUGUGCCUGAAACCUUUGUGCUGGAAAAGAUCCUUCACAAGUUCACAACCAUGCACAAGGCCUACUCCCCAGAAAAGAAGAUUGCCAUCUUGCUGAAGUCCUGCAAACUCAUCUAUGACUCCAUGGCUCAGGGAAACCCAGGGAAGCCGUACGGUGCAGAUGACUUCCUCCCCGUGCUCAUGUAUGUGUUGGCCCGCAGCAACUUGACUGAAGUCCUUCUGAAUGUGGAGUAUAUGAUGGAGCUCAUGGACCCUGCUCUGCAGCUAGGUGAAGGUUCCUAUUAUUUAACCACCACCUAUGGGGCCCUGGAGCAUAUCAAGAACUACGACAAAAUCACCGUCACACGGCAGCUGAGUGUGGAGGUGCAAGACUCCAUUCACCGCUGGGAGCGACGGAGGACACUGAACAAGGCCCGGGCUUCCCGCUCAUCAGUGCAGGAUUUCAUCUCUGUCUCUUUUCUGGAAAUCGGUGCUCAGUCAAGGACACUUGCUUCCCGGAACGACACCACGGCUGAGCAGCUGAGCCAGCAGUGUGCUGAAAAGUUUGAAGUCUCCCAUCCCAAGGACUAUGGACUCUUUGUUUAUGUUGAUGACCAGUGGCUGCAGCUGGACAAAGCUGCCCUUCCUCACCACAUCAAGGCCUCCCUGCUGAAGAGUGAAACCAAGAAAGAUUUUCAUUUUAUUUAUAAACCAAUAGACCAUAGAACACCACCAGUCCCAAUUGUCAAAGAGUCAGACUUUCUCUAAGGGACUUGAUGCUCUUCUGUUGUGUUUGCUGUCAUCCUGGAAGGGCUGGAUAGUUUAUCUCGUGAGAUAUUCUGGUAUCUGCAGACCUCAGAAGGUCUCUGGAGCGUGGCCUUUGACAUAAGGCAGAUGUGCUAGUUGUAGAUGCUGUCUGAAUUCAGGGCAUUUCUCAGCAGAGUUCAUUUGCAGGAAUAAAAGGAGCAUUCAGGAGAACAUUCAUCCUCUGGAAAACUUGAAGUAUCGAACGUCAGAACCUCCCGCUGGCAACCAGCCAACAUCGCAGAAUGUGAACAGACAGUGGAGAAAAAUCCAGAGAUCUUGCGGAAAAGCGGACAUUUACUCCGUAGUAAAUGAUGGCAGGUGCGGAUCACCUCUGUGCACGAGGCCUGUGAAAGGUCUGCACACACCUCAGUCUGUUUGAAGGUAAGAGUGCGUUUAUGCCUUACAGCAUCUGUUCACCCGGUUUGAGUAAACCGCGUCUCGUCUGAUGGACUCAGUGGCGUAGGGCUGCCACCCGUCGCAGAACUCCAUCUCUGUCUCACUGUCUACAACGUGUCACUGCCUUUGAAAUCCACGUAAUUCCAGACCAUGCCAGAUGAUCCUGUGCAUUCACUAAGAAUACCUUUCCUGCCGUCUACUUGACACUGAAAUCAGGUAGCAUUUUCAUCAAUGUAUUUUUCUUGAAGAUUGAAAGCCUUCACCAUCAGUUUUACAUGUACAGCAGUUUUAAUCACAGUGGUUGUAUGAUAGUGUCUGGUUAAUUGUAUAUUUAUUUCCAUGUGUGAUAUGGUGCAAUUAUUUUAAAAUAAGCGUUUGUAAAGAAUUUAAUGAUUUGCCCAGUGUAGCAAACCAGAUUAAAAUUUGAAAGUCAAAAAGAGCUGGAAUUAAAUACCUGUCCCUUUUUACCUGGAUGCCAUUUUCCCCAGUGUUUUUGUACCUACAAGUCCCACAAGUUAUUACUUUAAUAAAUUCAGGCUGCUGCAGACAGAACUUGCUAAUUCUCCUUUCUACCUGUGCUUUCAGUCAUUCAGCCAUCGCAGACUUAAAUUUCCCUGCAAACCUAAAUUCCCACGGAACAGAUUGAACCAACGCAAAAAUGCUUUUUCAUUAAAUUUGAAAACAAUUUUUCAGAACGGUACCGUGAGCCUUAAUUGCAAGACAGAUCCAUGUCUUCUGAGCGCCUUCAUUCAGGCAAGAUUCCCGCUACGAACACGAGAGACCGGAUUGUCCGUGUGCAGGAAGCAAGCAACCUCCUCUGCAGCCGCACAAACUUGGGAUCAGGCCUCGCAAAGCUCUGAUUAGAAAGAAAGGGUGGUUUACUAUGGGUUUUGCUCAAAGAUGCUGUUGUUUCCUCCCACUAACAUUCAAAAAAGAAUUGCGACACGUUGGGCCGAGUUGCCCAAAGUCCCUGCCUUACUUCUGAACCUCCAGAGGCAAAAUGGUAUUGCGUGUAGCCGGUCACUCUCUCAGUCGCUGGGGCUGGAAAUGUCCACAUCUACGUGUCCCGGCUGUAGCGUGCACUGGCCAAACCUGCAUAUGGAAAGCAAACCAGUGCUGUGCCUCCGCCAGCCUGGGCUGCACGCACGGCUCCUCAGGAAGGGAAAACAACCAAGAAUGAGGAACAGUGAAUAACAGCACUCUUGGUUUCGAGGACAUCAUGUGCAGAGCUUGCAGUGUGUGACACCGGCACCGAGCUGAGUCCAAAACUCAGGGUUAUUUCUGCUCACAUGCAGCUGUCAGCACCUCCGCCUUGCCCCCGGGCAGCUCACCCGCGGGAUGCCAGAGCAGGACCCUCCCUCGCACUGCCGUUAGCCUCCUGCAGAGCAGCGCGCUCCUGCUGGGAGCAGGGGCUGCUCUCAGGGUGGCACUCAGGAUGCCACGACCAAACCUGAGGUACAGGUUUCCAGCACCGAUCUGCCUGUCCCCAUCCCCAGGGAGGUGCCUGAUGCCUGGGACUGGGGCUGCCCCCGGUGAUCUCCGCUGUAGCAGUGGGACAGGCACCCAGGGAGCCCCCAUGGCCCCCUGGGAGCUGCUGGCCUCGCUUCCCCAACAGCAGCUUCCUCGCGUCCAUCCUGCAGGCUGCCACAGGGACAUCAGCUCUCACUCUUCUGCUGCCCUGCCCUGGAUGUCAAGCAUUGAUGGCUCAGCACAGGCCCUCACCGGGGAGCUGGGUACAGGGUCCCCUGGGCACUCCGGCUGUGAGGCAGCAUGUCCUCACCCUGCCCGGCUCCUCAGCCCACCACCAUCCCUGUCUGGUGGAAGCACUGCCAGCAAAUCCCUGACACACAGCACAGGGGCAGGUUGUCCUGUUUCCACUGUAGGUCUCACCACUGAUAUCCUUAUGUCCUGAGGGCCGAUCUGCUCCAUGUUGGCCAUACCGGGGACAAUCUCGGCUGUCACUCCUGGGGCUGUGGCAGCAGGAGGAUCCAACCUCUGGGCAGCAUCAAUUACGAACCUUCCUUUCUUCUCAAACCCACCCCCAAGACACACGCUCUCCAAAUCCUCCAUUUUGCACCCACUCGUCCCAAAGAAGUCCCUCACCUGCUUCUUGCCUCCCUUCUCCACCCAAACCAGGGCCCAGACUAGAUCUCUGCCCCACCUCCCACUGGCCUCCUCACCCUUCUUGGUAGGACUCUGAGCCAUGUACCCACCUCACCUCCCACAACCUGCCCUGCGCACAGGUAUCACACUGCACGGGGUCCAUGUACGGUGGGACGGUGGGUCCCCAGCACCAGACCCAGAGUUGUGGUGGGGGAGGUCUCACCAGCAGCUUAGUUCUGCCGUGGCUCCUGCAAGUUAUUUUAAGCCCUAGGAGCAAAGAUGUAUAUGUCUGCCAAAGUCCUUGGGCUGAUCAGGUUAUCUUUAUACUGUAACACUUACAGUUAAUGAGCCUACAGUAAUCUGAUGAGGAUAAGACUAAAGUAGAAACACGCAAGGAAGGAAGCUAGUACUGAUCUUCUGGAUACAUCCGG